CCGCCGGCGAAAAUUGUCACCAUCGCGGACGAAAUAAUCAAGUAUAAAAACUGGUGCAACUCGAACACAAUCAUAGUCAAACUUGGACAAUCAUACCAGUAACAAUGGCAGCUAAGUUCUUCGUUGUUCUUGCCCUGGCCGCAGUUGCCUCUGCCGUUCCAGUGGUUCCCCUUGCCAAGGUGGCCUACGCUGAAGCAGAAGCUCCAGCCCACUACGAGUACCAAUACUCAGUUCACGAUGAGCACAGCGGUGAUAUUAAACAGCAACAGGAAGCUCGUGAGGGAGACGCUGUCCACGGCUCAUACUCUCUUGUUCAGCCCGAUGGUGUCCACCGUAUUGUGGAGUACACCUCUGACCACCAGAAUGGCUUCAACGCCAUCGUCCGUUACGAGGGUACCCCAAUCCCAGCCCCAGCACCCGCUAAAGUAGCUUACGCUGCUGCCCCCGUCGCUAAGGUCUCCUAUGCAGCUCCCGUUUCCUACGCUGCCCCUGUCGCUCACUACGCCGCUGCCCCCGUUGCUCAAUAUGCCGCUGCACCUGUCGCUCACUAUGCCGCUGCCCCCGUGGCUCACUACGCCGCUGCCCCUGUCGCUCACUACGCCGCACCCGCCAAGGUUGCCUACAGCGCCGCUCCAGCACUCACUCAAGUUACCUUCUCUUCCCCCGCUAUCUCUUACCACCACUAA
This is a messenger RNA of Pieris brassicae (large cabbage white), 686 nucleotides long. RefSeq names its product cuticle protein 7-like. The coding region runs from base 105 to 686 and encodes 193 amino acids. Gene Ontology annotation, cellular component: extracellular matrix. The record is from RefSeq and is a predicted model, not a curated record. The transcript is spliced from 2 exons. NCBI's taxonomy places the organism in Eukaryota, Metazoa, Arthropoda, Insecta, Lepidoptera, Pieridae.